AUGGACGUCCAACUCUAUGUUUACGACCUGUCACAGGGCCUGGCCAGACAGUAUUCUCGUGCUCUGACCGGCGUCCAGAUCGAUGCCAUCUAUCACACAGCCAUCGUCCUCAACAAUGUCGAGUAUUUCUUCGGCCAGGGCAUCCACAGAAAAGUCCCCGGCUCAACCCACCAUGGCCGGCCCAUGUCGGUGGUGAAUCUGGGAAAGACAGACCUCCCCCUCGAUGUCAUCGAAGAGUACAUUGAAUCUCUGGAAGACAUCUACACCCCGGAGUCGUACGACCUGUUCCUGCAUAACUGCAACAACUUCUCGCAGGACCUGGCCAUGUUUCUUGUGGGCAAGAGUAUCCCCGAUGAGAUCCGGAGCUUACCCGAGACAUUUCUCAACACCCCUAUCGGACAGAUGCUGCGUGGCCAACUCGACCAGUCCAUGAGAAAGAUGACCCAGGCUCCCGAUGCUGCCGCUGGCCAGAACGCCUCGAGGAAUCCUACAGCUGCCAAACCGACUCCUAACGCCGUCGCAAACGGAACUCCUGCCUCGUCCACACCCAACGCCACAGCCAUCCAUAGAGUCGCUCCCACGGCCAUCAUCAAUGCGCAGCCCCCAGCACAAUCUCCGGGCCACGUCUACAACAUCUCGUCGCUGACCGAGCUCGAUAGCCUGCUCGAAGGGGCCCGACAAUCCUGCGCCGUUGUCUUCUUCACCUCGGCCACCUGCCCGCCAUGCAAGAUCGUGUAUCCCACCUACGACGAACUUGCUGCCGAAGCGGGCGUUGAAAGCGGCGCGAAGCUGAUCAAAAUCGACAUCUCCGCCUCCCCGUCGGCGCACGCCGUGGCACAGAAAUACCAAGUCCGCGCCACUCCGACCUUCAUCACCUUUCUCAAGGGCCAAAAGCAGGAUGAGUGGUCUGGCGCCAACCCGGCACAACUCAGAGGCAAUGUUCGCUUGCUGCUGCAGAUGACUAGACCGCCUCAGCACCAGCACGCGACACUGAAACUGCCCACUUUCCAGCGCAUCAUCAACACCCCUAUUAUGUACACCCGCACACCCCCCCUGGACAAACUCCUCGCCAAAAUCGGGCCGGAGAUCUCCCAGGCGCAGUCUGUGCAAGACCUCGUGGCCUACAUCAGAGCCCGCGAUGCCAAGGGCAUGACCGAAGCACCCCUGCCGGAUCUCCACGCGUUCAGUGCCCAUCUCGCCUCGGCAUUUCCCUCGCUCCCGUCCGAGAAACAUUUCGUAGUGAUAGACCUUGUCCGCGUUGCAGCUGCGGAUCCGCGAGUGUCGAGUUUCCUCGUGACAGAGCAUGAGCGCACGACUCUCUCGACCCUCUUGUCUGCAACGCGGAGCGGCGGCGACUUCUCCUCUGCGCCGUACAACAUCCAGUCCGUCUCGUUGCAGCUCACCUGUAACAUGUUUGGGUCGAACGUGUUUCAGGAACAAGUAUUCCGUGGACAAAACGCUGCGGCAAGCUCGGUGAACUUGAAAGAGGCAGUCGAGUCGCUCGCAUCGCAAUGUCUGCUUUCACCCCAUGUGAAUGCGCGUCUCAUGGCCGCUGCACUCGUCUACAAUCUUGCUGCAUACAUCCAUAACCAGCGCGUCCAUGCCCAAACCACCACAUCCACCACGGCCGCUGACGAGGAUGCCGCCCCCAGUGACGAUCUCUCCGCCGCCCUGCUGGAGUCCAUCACGUCGCUUGUGUCUGUCAACGGCACAGACUCGACAACCGGAACAGGAAAUGGGAAUGUCAAGGGCGCCGUCAAUGCCAAAGAAACACUGCACGCUCUCCUCCUUGCACUUGGCAUGCUGCUGUACGCCGCCCCGCCGGAGAACAUGCUCUGGGAUCUGUGCCAGGCCAUGGACCUGCGGGAGACGUUGAAACAAAUAAAAAAGACUGGCCACGGACUCGGCGACGACGUCAAGACCGAACCGCUGCUGAAAGAGGUCGGAGACGAACUAUUGGGCAAAGGCAGCUUUUGA
Capronia epimyces CBS 606.96 is the source of this 1977-nucleotide messenger RNA. RefSeq lists its product as uncharacterized. The transcript has 2 exons. Bases 1 to 1977 code for a protein of 658 amino acids. Gene Ontology annotation, molecular function: peptidase activity. Lineage: Eukaryota; Fungi; Ascomycota; Eurotiomycetes; Chaetothyriales; Herpotrichiellaceae. The record is from RefSeq and is a predicted model, not a curated record. Gene Ontology annotation, biological process: protein modification by small protein removal.